Molecule: messenger RNA, 1308 nt
Organism: Exophiala bonariae
Lineage: Eukaryota; Fungi; Ascomycota; Eurotiomycetes; Chaetothyriales; Herpotrichiellaceae
Exons: 8
Coding region: 1-1308 (435 amino acids)
Biological process (GO): fungal-type cell wall organization
Cellular component (GO): fungal-type cell wall
Molecular function (GO): structural constituent of cell wall
Source: RefSeq, a predicted model, not a curated record
AUGCAGCGGACACUCGCUCUCCUGGCUUUGGCCAGUUCUGUCCUGGCCUCACCCUAUCCCCAGGCUGUUACCAGUGCUAUUGCACCUUCAGCCCCUGCUCCAUCAGGCUGUCAAACGAGCCACUCCGGAACGUUCCAAAUCACCGUCGUCAAUGUCUCUUCUUCGUCCACAAAGAGAGAUCUUGAAAGGCGCCAGUUGGAUGGCCCUCUCACCUUGACGCUUACCGAUUCGAACUUGUUUGACCAGGCUGGUCGCACGGGAUACAUCGCCGCCAACUACCAGUUCCAAUUUGAUGCUCCUCCUCAGGCCGGUGCAAUCUAUACUACUGGAUUCUCUCUCUGCUCAAACAACAGUCUCGCUUUGGGCGGCUCUGCCAUUUGGUACCAAUGUCUAAGUGGAGAUUUCUACAAUCUCUACGACAGAGACUGGGCCGAGCACUGUGUUGCCGUGUAUUUCGUUGCUUUACUUCCCAGCGCUGGUGCGCCCGCUCCGGCGCCCGCUCCUCCAGCUCCCACCGGUACUGUGGUUGCUUCAGUUACUCAAUUAUCAGAUGGACAGCCUCAAGCUUCAACAGUUGUUGUUUCGCAAAUCUCUGAUGGACAACCUCAGGCGACAACUGGUGCACCAGCCGUCAGCCAGAUCAGCGAUGGACAACCUCAGGCACCCACUGGCGCCCCAGUCAGCCAGAUCAGCGAUGGUCAACCUCAAGCCCCUACCGGUGCUCCAGUAAGCCAGAUCAGCGAUGGUCAACCUCAAGCUCCUACUGGAGCUCCAGUGAGCCAGAUCAGCGAUGGACAGCCACAGGCUCCAACUGGUGCGCCCGUCUCUCAGAUUAGUGACGGUCAGCCUCAAGCACCAACUGGCGCACCCGUUUCUCAGAUUAGUGACGGCCAGCCACAGGCCCCAACGGGUGCGCCUGUUUCUCAGAUCAGCGAUGGACAGCCACAGGCUCCUACAGGAGCACCCGUCUCCCAGAUCAGCGAUGGACAACCACAGGCUCCUACAGGAGCACCCGUCUCCCAGAUCAGCGAUGGCCAGCCACAAGCCCCAACUGGCGCACCCGUCAGUCAGAUCAGUGACGGCCAGCCACAGGCUCCAACUGGUGCGCCCGUCUCUCAGAUUAGUGACGGCCAGCCACAAGCUCCAACCGGUGCCCCAGUAUCUCAGAUCACAGACGGCCAGGUUCAAGCGCCCACCGGUACCAGCAGUGCGGCACCAGCAGCUUACACUGGCGCAGCACACCGCGAUGGACUUUCUGGUGGCUUGGCCAUCGCCGGCGCUAUCGUUGGUGCGAUCGUUCUACUCUGA